Molecule: messenger RNA, 1676 nt
Organism: Sus scrofa (pig)
Lineage: Eukaryota; Metazoa; Chordata; Mammalia; Artiodactyla; Suidae
Source: RefSeq, a predicted model, not a curated record
AUGAGCUCUAGGCAGAUCUACAAAGUGACCAGAGCUUUUGGCAGAAGCAGCAGCAGGAUGCGUGAGCAGGGCCUCAGAUGGAGCCCUCUCACAGGCCCCCAGUGGCAGCAGGCCACACCUCCCUCUGGCCUCCAAGCCAACCCCCACAAUCAGUCCCUGCCACCUGUAGAUCAUGCAAGAGGCACCACAUCGCACUUAGCCCCAGCUGCCUUUAACCCACACAAGAGAUUCCUGGCCACCAGUAGCCUGCACAAGAAGCACCUGAUCUCCCUUAGCCAGAUCAAGUGGCUUCUCACCACUGGUAGCUUGCACCAGAGGUAUCCCCUACGAGCCCGCCCCCUGCGAGCGCGAGGGCAUGCGCAUGCUCCAUGCAGAGAUUCCUCGGUAGGUCCACCCCUCUUCCUCCCACCCUCCCCAACAAUGGCGCCUGGCUUCUCCUGCGGGCCCAGACCUUCUCCCGGGUUCCCUUCGCCCACUCCCCAGCCUGGAGCACACCGCUCCCCCACCCAAGGUACAGCACUCCUUAGCCUCUCAGGCACAGCCAGCCCCAGUCCUCUCCUUGGGACUGACCCCUGGAGCCAGUCUCAGUGCCCAGCCUCUGCCCGUGCGCCUCAGGCUGUGGUGUCUGAUGCGGUGUUGCAGAGCAUCUCUGCGGCUGGCACUCUCUGCUUUGCCCUCCUCAGUCCAGCUGCUGGGCUUUUCUUGGCGACUUUGAGGUACUGGGGAUACAAAAACUGAAUAAGAAGACAAAAAUCUCUGCACACAUGAAGCAUAUGAUGAUGAAGAAGACAAUAAACAAGUAUAGAUAUGUUGAUGCCAUAAAUGAUUACCAGAAGGCCAGUGGAAUGAAACCCCCCCUGUGCCCUCGGUUCUAAAAAGGGACAAACUAAAAGAUGGAUUGUCUGAGAGAGAUUCCUCCUGGGAGUGGAGCAAAAUCAAAGAAGAAGAGAAAAGAAAGAAAGAAAGAAAGAAAGAAAGAAAGAAAGAAAGAAAGAAAGAAAGAAAGAAAGAAGAACAAACAAAUAAAUCAGAGUUCUCUUCUGCUAUGACUUUUCAUGCCUUUGAGCAAGAUCCUCCCUAUAAUAGAUUGCUUUCUUUAGCCCACCCUUCUACCAAACAUAGGAGGGCCUUACCUCCAGUCUGAAAGCACAUAGCUUCUCUAAUACCCAGCAGAAUGAAAUUCUCUGUACUCUUGGCAAUCAAGUUUUCUUCUAGGCAGUUUGAUGCACUGUCAUUUUUUUUCUGUAUGAGCAGCUCCUUUGAUGAGACUCAAGUUCAUUUUAGGAAGAAAAUACCCUGUGUGCCUUCUAUAACAAAUAAACCAUUUUCCCUUACCUGUUUUUUUUUAAAGUAAAGAAUUUUGUGAAUGAUCCUACUUUCAAGAUGGAAUUUGCUGGAAGCAAUUGUGUAAAUUGUAUAAAUUCCAAUCAUAUUUCCUUAUGAUUGUUCCCUCCAACUCUUAUUUUUCUUGUGUAUUCUGGUGUUCUUACUUGUCUUCUUUGGCUUCUCUCUCUUGCUCUCACUGUCCUCUGUCUCUGCUUCUUUCCCUCUGCCCCCCCAUUCUCUCCCUCUCUCUUACUUCUACUUUCUGAUUCUCACUCUUUUCUACCAACAUAUUUCUCUUUGUGUUAGUCUUAUGUAUGAUAUAUACUUCCACUUAAUAAAUGAGAUUUUUA